Molecule: messenger RNA, 422 nt
Organism: Argentina anserina (silverweed cinquefoil)
Lineage: Eukaryota; Viridiplantae; Streptophyta; Magnoliopsida; Rosales; Rosaceae
Exons: 2
Coding region: 18-380 (120 amino acids)
Source: RefSeq, a predicted model, not a curated record
AUGAAUUCUAUACUGAGAUGAGGAGGCAGAUUAUGAUUCUUACUGGGGAUCAGAAAGAUGAUUUUCCGGAGACCAAAGUCGUGAAGCCAUCUUAUUGUAGUGUCACCAAAGUCGUUAAGCCAUCUUAUAGUAGUGCCAGUAAACCAAGAAGCUUAAGCAUCACAUCAUCACAUGGCAGCAUGAGCCUGUGGCAAUAUGAGUAUAACAGUACCAAUUCAGAAGCAGUACCAGUUCAGCAUGCAGAGUCCUGGGGAAUUAGCACAGGGACUGGAGUUUUCAUCCCUCUAAGUACUGUAAAACCCAUAAGAAAUAACAAGCCAAAAUCAAGAGGAAGGGUAAAUGACAGAAGAAUUAAAAAGCGAGCGGACAACAAGCACUGAUCAAGAAAACAACCUAUUGCCUAGAGCUAUGGCUCACCCGGA